Molecule: messenger RNA, 1578 nt
Organism: Penicillium odoratum
Lineage: Eukaryota; Fungi; Ascomycota; Eurotiomycetes; Eurotiales; Aspergillaceae
Product: MFS transporter
Exons: 2
Coding region: 1-1578 (525 amino acids)
Biological process (GO): transmembrane transport
Molecular function (GO): transmembrane transporter activity
Source: RefSeq, a predicted model, not a curated record
AUGCCUAUGCCCGGCAGCCAGGCGAACCCCACUGACUCCACCGGACUUGCAGAACAGCCAAGCGAAGACCCUGAAAAGCAACCGGUUCAAGAUGUAGCGACCGGGCAUGAGAAGUUCUCUGUGUUUACUACGGGUGAAAAGAGAGCCAUGGUCGCGAUUGGCUCUCUCGCUGCUUUCUUUUCGCCCUUGUCGUCAAGCAUAUAUUUCCCGGCACUCGACACAAUAGCGUCCGCGCUGGAUGUAUCCACCUCGAAGAUCAAUAUCACAGUUACAACGUACUUGAUCCUACAAGGAGUUGCACCGAUGUUCAUCGCAGGCUUCUCUGACACAGCUGGAAGACGCCCAGCCUACAUGAUCUGCUUCACAAUCUACCUCGCAGCAAAUCUUGGUCUCGGUCUUCAAAACAGCUAUGCCGCCUUACUCGUUCUCCGAAUGCUACAAAGUGCCGGAAGCAGUGGUACUGUCGCCCUUGCCAAUGGCCUGGUAGCAGAUAUGGUGACUUCUUCGGAGCGAGGUAGCUACAUUGCCUUUGCCUCACUCGGAAGCAUGCUUGGUCCUUCCCUGGCACCCGUCAUCGGUGGACUGAUCAGCCAGUAUCUAAACUGGCAUUGGAUUUUCUGGUUCCUCCUCAUCCUUUCUGGUGUAUUUUUUACCGGCCUCGCCCUUUUCCUACCAGAAACAUGCCGAAAGGUCGUUGGAGAUGGAUCAAUCCCGCCGCCUACCCUGAAUAUGUCUUUGACAGACGUCCUCCGACAUAAGCGACGCAUCAAGAAGGGCCUGAAUCCCGACCCUGAGAAAGUGGCCGAGAUUCGGAAGAAUUAUCGCUUGCGCAUUCCUUCGCCAUGGCCUACCUUGAGAGUGUGUUUCGAUUUGGAAACGGCCUUGAUCCUGCUCACCACAGGAUUGAUGUUCGCCUGCUUCUAUGCCGUCAUGACCGGUGCCACUACCUCGUUCCAUGAAGUCUACCACUUCAACAACAUUCAAACUGGAUUGAUGUAUCUCCCAAUCGGUGCCGGUGGAAUUGUAUCCGCAUUCACGACAGGUCGCAUCGUCGACUGGAAUUAUCGGCGCCACGCCAAAAAAGCCGGACUCCCUGUGCUGAAAAAUGUUCGAGCAGACAUCCGCAACUUCAAUAUUGAAAAAGUACGAAUUCAAGUCGCGCUACCGCUGUACUAUACGAGUCUUGUUACAGUCAUUGGAUACGGGUGGGUUCUGGGCCACAAGGUGAACCUAGCGGCCCCGAUCAUUCUCUUAUUCAUUUGCGGAUACUGUCUGAAUGGCGCUUCGCAAGUAUUGAAUGCAUUGAUGGUGGACAUCUGGCCGGGAAGGUCAGCCUCUGCUACUGCCGCAAACAACCUUUUUCGCUGUGAACUUGGCGCUGCUGCGUCUGCUGCUAUUAGUCCCAUGACCCAAGCCAUGAGCUCGGGAUGGGCAUAUACCACCCUUGCCUUGAUUGCACUCGCGGCGUCACCUUCUUUCUGGAUCAUGAUGACCCAUGGAAUCAAGUGGCGGCAGAAGAGACUUGGGAAAAAGGAGGAAUCGGAAGCGCAGAAGAAUGGCGUUAAUAUAAAGAUCUAG